AUGCAAUUACGCAAGGUCUCCGUGUGUUCUCCGCGUGGACCGUUCAGGCUGCUCAAUGACGCACUUCCCCAGUGCAACUCGUUGGUUGUCCUCACGAGUAUUGCUGAGGUCUUCCUCCACACUGCGUCAUCUAGGAUGACUUCCACUCCCUCCUCUGCCCUCUUGACCAGGUCAGGCUCAGUUACAGUAUUUUUGAACGUACUGGUGAUCAUCUCCAUCUCUCACUUCAAGCAGCUCCACACUCCAACCAACCUGCUCAUCCUCUCUCUGGCUGUGUCAGAUCUCCUGGUGGGAUUGUUUGCGUUACCAGUAACGACGGUAGCAAUAAUGGAAUCAUGCUGGGGAUUUGGGGAACAUUUCUGUGUGUUUCAAUUCUACAUCACUUGUUUAUGUACUUCUUUAUCUCUGGGCAAUUUGGUCUUGAUAUCUAUUGACCGCUAUGUUGCUGUGUGUGAUCCCUUAUUGUACCACUCUAAAAUAACAAUAACAAGAACAAUGUGUUGUAUAUCCUUUACCUGGUGUUGUUGUAUCAUACACGAUGCUGCUAUUGUAAAAAACUUUGUAAAUGUACAGGUACCGAGUAGGUGUUUGAAAGAAUGUUUUAUACUUGAAGAGUUCAAUUGGGUUAAUAUCAUUGACCUUGUACUUAAAAUGGUUGUCCCAUGCUCUAUUAUUAUAACACUUUAUAUGAAAAUCUUUGUGGUGGCCAGAUCACAGGCCAGAAAGGUAUUUUCAAAAGAGGCUGCCUGUGUGUUUGGUGUUCAAACUGUACAGGAAAAUAAGUCUGAGAGAAAAGCAACAAAAACUCUUUCUAUUGUUGUUUUCAACUAUCUCAUUUGUUGGACUCCAUCGCUAUUUGUUUUCUUUCUAUCUUUUUUAGGUGAAAAUGUUUCAUCAUUCAUCCUCAGCUUUCUGCCACUUGUUAAUUCCUUAAUUAAUCCAAUAAUUUAUGCUUUCUUUUAUCCAUGGUUCAAAGUGACAGCUAAACUUAUUAUAACUCUGAAGGUUAGGUGUUCAUAGUCCCUAUGUUUUUAUUCCCCAAUUUGACAAACAGGUUUGAUAUGGUUUUGUUGUACAAUUGUUGUAAUUGCUUCUUUCAUGUAACAAUACU
Molecule: messenger RNA, 1111 nt
Organism: Oncorhynchus nerka (sockeye salmon)
Lineage: Eukaryota; Metazoa; Chordata; Actinopteri; Salmoniformes; Salmonidae
Product: trace amine-associated receptor 13c-like
Exons: 3
Coding region: 1-1020 (339 amino acids)
Biological process (GO): G protein-coupled receptor signaling pathway
Cellular component (GO): membrane
Molecular function (GO): trace-amine receptor activity
Source: RefSeq, a predicted model, not a curated record